AUGUUGUAAGUUUUGCUCGUUUUCGGUUCUUGAUAAUACUUAUAAAGUGGCGAUGGAAGUAAAGUAAAUUUUCUUUUAGGAGUGGAAACGAUGGACAAAGCAGCCAAACUCGUCCUCUCAUCAGAACUUCCAAAGUCUCCAAGAUCAUGUCGCUUCCGCUGCCCGGACGCUUCCGAGGACUAACUGAGGCUGGGAGACUUGAAUUGAAAGUUUCUGCGGCUCCUCCUCCUGUCAUCACGCAAAUCGAGACAACUCCGACGCAAAUUACGGAGUAUACGCAAGAAUCUUACGCGGAGCCCAUGUAUGGAUACAAAGCCUCGAUGGUGACGCCGACGAAACCUCCAGUCAUCGAGCAAAUCUUCUACGAUGAGCAGCAGCCGCAACAGCAGGAGUAUCCAACUUUCACUAUUCCGGAUCAUAUCGCUCAGUUGGUCAAGCAAAGGCUUCAAGACUCGGUAAACCUUUUGAUUCUUAAAUAUAAUUUUGAACCAAUUUCAGGAUCAUCGGUUCGAUGAGCAGACGACUCAGUCGAGUGAAUUGCCUUCGUCUUCUUCAAUUAUGGUUCGUUUCAAAGAACUUUGGUUUAGAAAAAGGGUAUUAGAAUAAUCCAAUAAUUGUCUUGUUUAUACCUGAAUUCUAUAAUUUGUUUUUCUGAAACGGAUUGCUCUAUCCGUCAUAUCAAUUUUCCAAUUAUUGGAACAAAUUGUUGUUCUCAAGUGAUAAUUAAAUUGAGCCGUUGUUUCGAUUAAAUCCUCUCCACUUUCAAAAAAAUUUUCAUUAGAUAAAGUUCAGAUAAUCAGAAAAGAUCUUUUUCACCGCUUUCUCAGUAGUUUCGUUGAGCUUAUCCGUUUGAGCCAAACUUUGAGGAUUUCCAAGAAUUAAAAAGUUUAUACUGACCCAUAAAAAAACAGAUUCUAAAUAAAAGAUUUAGGGUUUUUGGACAAGAACAAUAAUGAGAAAAAAAUCUUGAAAUUUUUUUCAAGUUAUAAAGGAUUUUUUUCUUAAUUUCGAAAAUAGUCACUUGAAAUUGACUAUUAUUUCUUUCUUUUAAUAACUUUUUCUUUCUCUAUUGUCAGUUGAAUAAUUUUUAAACUUGAAUGAUUAUCAGAAUCAAAAUGGAUAAUGAAAAAACGCCAAAUAUUAUAAAAAAUAAUUAAGAAAUUUGAAAAUAUAAAAAUAGAUCUCCACCAAAAUGUUUUGCCUAAUAGUUCCUCAUAACUUGGGCAAAAUUGGAACAAUGGAUAAUGGUAGAGAAAUGUUCAAUGAGCCCCAAUAAGGAAGAAAAAAGAAUCACUUAAAUUGAGCGCAUUUUUUCUAGUUUUGUGAAGGCUCAAAAAUAGUGGAAAAAAGAAAGGUGCAUAAGUGCCAAGGAAAUGGUGCAAAAAAGCUUUAAAAGGAACCUACGGAGCCUCUAAAAGAAACAUUUCUAUAGAGCUUUCUUUCACCCUUCCGACUUUGCCUAUAAAGACACUUGGAGAAAUAGAAAAUAAGAAAAUUGUUUGGUUAUUAAAUCAAAAAAAUUCAGAUUCUGAAAGAUUUCGAUGUUCACGGGACCGCAGAAACAGAAAUUGUCGAUCCGCCAACUCCUCCUCAAACCAAUAGUUUCCGUCAAAUUCAAGAACAUUGUCGGUAUUACCUGCACAGGGCGAAUGGCUGCGAUCGAGCUGGAAGUUGCCGUUUCAUUCAUGACCCAAAUAUGGUUGGUUUCAAAGUUUUUGCUUUUUUUUGAGCUUUGUAAAUCCCAUUCACGCCUGGUUUGAUACAACAAACGGGCGGUCUAACGUGCGCCGCAAAGGUGGAUUGCGGCGAAUUCUUGUGCGCAUUUAAUUAAAGUUUUAAUUCGCGGCCUAUUUCAUUUUGUUCUCGAAAAUUUUUAAUAUUUCUAAGGCGAUGAGCAUGGAAUGCUGCAUCGAUUGAGAUUCCCAAUGUAGCCAUUUUUAGUUUAGAUCAAUUUUUUGUAAAACAAAACUUGAUUUUAAUUAAUCAUUCCUUUUUAAAAUCAAACCUUACAGUAUAGGUUUUCGUGAGAAAGUUGAAAAUUCCAGCUACGACAAGUGAGAGAACGGUUCGCGAUGAACUACAACAUCAACAACAACCGAGGACGUCCUUACAACAACGAGAGAAGGAACUUCUACAACAGAGAUCAAGGCGACCGUCGUUCUCGCUGGGCUCACAACCGCUACGAAGACAGAAACGGCGACUAUCAACGCCGGAACGAAUAUUAA
Caenorhabditis auriculariae is the source of this 2225-nucleotide messenger RNA. The record is from the annotation of a GenBank genome assembly. Lineage: Eukaryota; Metazoa; Nematoda; Chromadorea; Rhabditida; Rhabditidae.